AUGGCCACGCACGCCGAACUCGACGUGUCCAGACACACAAAAUACUUUCUCCGAACACUCAAAACAUACCUGCCGACGGCAUACCAGAGUAAUGAUAGCAACCGCAUGAGCCUGGCCUUCUUCACCCUCUCUGGUCUGGAUUUGCUAGGCACUUUGGAAACAAACACGACCGAAGAACAACGAAAGGACUACAUCGACUGGAUUUACUCGAAUCAACAUGAAAAAGGAGGAUUCCGCGCUUUCCCUGGCACAGACUUCGGUGACCAGAAGACAAAGGACAAUGAAUGCUGGGAUCCUGCGAAUCUGCCUGCCACCUUCUUCGCACUGUGCUCGUUGCUCAUCCUCAACGACGACUUGAGUCGUGUGAAUCGAAAAGAGGCUCUACGAUGGCUCACUCAACUACAACGACCCGAUGGCAGUUUUGGAGAAACACUCGUCAAUGGAACAAUCAACGGAGGUACAGAUUCAAGAUUUGGAUACUGCGCGACUGGAGUACGCUAUGUGCUACGAGGAACGGUUGAGGGAGAAAUAGAAGGAACACCAGCAGACAUAGAAGUCGACAACUUUGUCACCUGCAUCCGUAGUGCUGAGACCUACGACGGUGGCAUCUCGGAUGCUCCAUACCAUGAAGCACACGCCGGCUUCACCUACUGCGCCGUAGGUGCCCUUUCAAACAUAAAACGCCUCCCCUCUCCACCAUACACACCUCUCCCUACAUCAUCGUCACCGAACGACUCCCUUACGAACCCCAGCCUGCUCAUAAAGUGGCUCGUCUCCCGACAAACGGCCACCAUAUCAGAAGAAGACGACCUAGACACGUACGGCGAUGAAACAGACACGGCUGAAACCUGCCACGACGCACACAGCUUCGUCUACCAAGACAAGUUCGUGUCCAAACGCGGAGAAAUAAACUACCAAGGCCGUCCGACGAUCAACUUUGCUCUCGAUUGGACGGGCUUCAACGGAAGGUGUAAUAAGAUUGCAGAUACAUGUUAUGCCUUCUGGGUCCAUGGUUCUCUUUCUAUCCUCAACCAAUCACACCUUCCCCAAACGGCAUCAGUACGUCGCUGGCUCCUCGAACGCACCGUCCAUCUGACUCUUGGCGGCUUCGGUAAAAUUGCUGGAGACCUUCCUGAUCUCUACCACUCAUAUCUCGGUCUUGCCGCUCUAUCAUUGCUAGGAGAGAAGAAGUUAAAGAAGCUGGAUCCGAGUCUGUGCAUGAGUGUCGAAGCCAAAGGACGGCUGCAAAACAUCUGGAAGAGAUGGGGUCUGACCGAACAGGUCGUGUGA
Aureobasidium pullulans EXF-150 is the source of this 1290-nucleotide messenger RNA. RefSeq names its product terpenoid cyclases/Protein prenyltransferase. The transcript is spliced from 3 exons. The record is from RefSeq and is a predicted model, not a curated record. Gene Ontology annotation, biological process: protein geranylgeranylation. Lineage: Eukaryota; Fungi; Ascomycota; Dothideomycetes; Dothideales; Saccotheciaceae. The coding region runs from base 1 to 1290 and encodes 429 amino acids. Gene Ontology annotation, molecular function: CAAX-protein geranylgeranyltransferase activity. Gene Ontology annotation, cellular component: CAAX-protein geranylgeranyltransferase complex.